Molecule: messenger RNA, 2661 nt
Organism: Cylindrotheca closterium
Lineage: Eukaryota; Bacillariophyta; Bacillariophyceae; Bacillariales; Bacillariaceae
Source: the annotation of a GenBank genome assembly
AUGUCUUCGCAAAAUCCUCCCGCCUCUUCUCCCAAAGAGGCACCUACUCUCGUCGCUGAUAUCUUUCACUACAGUUCGUAUUACUGGCGGGAAUUUGGACAAGAUGACACCAAGGAUACGACAAAUGAUGAUGGCACCCCAACGAAGACACUCAAGUACCGUGCACCAAGUUUCGGUGGUAGUCUCGAUGAGUACAUGAACCCAAAACCCGUCAACAAUGAUCGUAUUAAGCUCAAAUUCUAUGCCCACGUUUUGGGUGAUGGAUCUGAGAAUAUUCACUUUGGAAAGUGGGAUGGAAUUGAUCUCGAACAACCGGGCGCUUAUGGAAGAGCCGCCGAUGCCAUGACGCGUUAUAUGUUUCAGCUCUCUCUCAACUUGUUGCCUCACCGUGCCGAGGCUGAUGACUUUCGCUACAUUGAUCUAGGCAGUGGCAGUGGAGCUGCUGCCUUGCAAUUGUUGCAGGAACACAAGACCAUUGAAAAUGUUACUUGUCUUAACUUGUGUCAUGAACAAAACGAUCAAGCCAAGGAUCGGGCUUCUGCCCUAGGCGUGUCUCAACGACUAGAGACCAUUGAUGCCUCGUUUGAUGAUUCCAAUUGUGAUGCCAACUAUUUUGAUUUGGCCUUUUCACAAGACGCCUUUGUGCACUCGAGGAAUAAGUUCAUUUCUUUUUCGGAAGCUUUUCGUAUCACAAAGCCAGGAGGUGCCCUGGUCUUUUGCGAUAUCAUGUGCGGAGACAAUCCUGAUUUGACCACACAAGAAUUCACGCAAUUUGCUGAGAACAACCGCAUUAACGAUUGGUUGAAUCCAUCGCAAACCCGCAAGACUUGCCAGACUGCCGGGUGGAAGGAUGUCAAGUUUGUUGACUUGACUACUGAUCUACGUAUCAGUUUCCAACUGAUGUUGAAAAAGGUCAAAUUCGUUUUGGAACACGGAGAAGUUGGGGAUAACCAGCAGGGAGUCCAACUGAGAAACUACCACGACUCCAUUUGCCGUCGCAUUACGCAAAUCGACCGUGGUGUCUUCAAAUGGGGGGUUAUUCAUGCCCGUAAACCAGUGGUUAUGGACAUUGUUUGCAAACCACCCGUUCCCUUCAACAAGACCAAUCACUUGCUUCUCACCCGUAAUGAAGAAACCGGGGGUGGCCAAGGAUUGAAUGUAGUGGUGAUUGAUAUUUUGAACAAAAUGACAGAAGAGAAGAUCAGCGCGCUUCCAAAAUCGGUAGAUCUAAUGAUCACAAUGUCUGCCGGUCUUGAUCACAUUGAUACCAGAGCAUGUGCUGCAAAUGGAAUCAUUGUCAAGCAGUCUGGUCGUGACGCCAUUACGUCCCAUGUGGUCCAGUAUGUCUUGGGUUUCCUCAUUGUGGGCCUUCGAGAUGCGCUGAAUCAACUUGGAGUUCCUUUUCCAUCAAGUGGGUGGAACCUUAACUGGAACUGCGACGGUAAACCACUCACCAAGUCGACCAUCGCCAUUGUGGGCAUGGGACUGAUUGCUAAGGGCUUGAUAUCGGAAAUCCGCAAGUUGGCGCCGGAUACCCGCAUCGUUUAUCACGUGCCUGCCAACAUGAGAGAUUUUGAUGCCGAAUCGAACUUCAACGUCGAGUACGUCAGCAGCGUCAAGGGCCUAGCAGCGAUUUGUGACAUUCUCUUGCCACUAUGUCCUUUGACCAAGCACACGGAACAUCUCAUCAAUCAAGAAGUUUUCGACGCAAUGCAACCACAUGCUGGUUUUAUGAACAUGUCUCGUGGAAAAGUCGUCGAUACUGACGCUUUGACCGCAACCCUCAAGGCCAAAAAGAUCAAGUACGCCAUUCUUGAUACUACCUUCCCUGAACCAUUGCCCAAAGAACAUGAACUUUGGUCUAUGGAGCAAUGCUUCAUCUUGCCGCAUUAUGCUACAAACACAAUGGCGGUUCGUGAAGCUCUAGUGGGAGACAUUCAGCCCAUUAUCGAAGACCACUUUGGCUUAGGACAUUCUGAUGAGCGACGCAAGGCCGAAGAAAAGGCGAUCCGUCACGACUUGGCAGUGGCCCAUCGUCUGACGGCCAAGUAUGGCAUGGACAUGUUGGUCUGGAAUCACAUUUCGGCCCGAUUCCGUACUGGAUGCUUGAUCACUCCAGGACGCAAAAUGUGGUCCAAAAUUUUACCUCGAGAUUUGGUAUACAGCUCAUCCAAUGUGACUGCUGAUGUCAUCCAUGACGCAAUCUACUCGUCUCGUCGGGAUAUCAAGGCCAUCAUUCAUCUUCAUACUCCUGCGGCAACUGCCGUAUCCUGUUUGGAGGGCGGAUUCCAACCAGUCACGCAAGAUGGUGCCUACUUUUAUGGAAAGGUGGCCAACUACGAAUGGGACGGUCUAUCCGACGACGCCUCGGAAGGUCCUCUGAUUGCCGCUGCUGUCAAGUCUGUUGAAGGUUGCAAUACGCUCUUGAUGAACAACCAUGGUUUUGUAUGCUUUGGUUCCUCCGUGAGAGAAGUAUGGGUCUUGGCCUACUAUUUUGAGAGAUGCUGUGAAGUCCAACUGCGUUUGAUGCAGAGUGGUGGAAAGAUCCGCAUGCCACCCAAGGCAGUCAUGCAAAAGGCCGCCGAAUCCAGCUACCUGCCAGAGUUCGCGCCUGGUGUCCAAGAGUGGGACGCCCUGUGUGAUGAAAUCACCUUUGAUUAG